This is a messenger RNA of Octopus bimaculoides (California two-spot octopus), 848 nucleotides long. RefSeq names its product histone H3. NCBI's taxonomy places the organism in Eukaryota, Metazoa, Mollusca, Cephalopoda, Octopoda, Octopodidae. Gene Ontology annotation, cellular component: nucleosome. Gene Ontology annotation, molecular function: structural constituent of chromatin; protein heterodimerization activity; DNA binding. The record is from RefSeq and is a predicted model, not a curated record.
UGGUCUCGUCAUUUAUUCAUUAUUUGUUGACAUCUCGAGAUGGCUCGUACUAAGCAAACUGCUCGUAAAUCCACUGGUGGAAAGGCUCCACGUAAGCAACUCGCUACCAAGGCAGCCAGGAAAAGUGCCCCAGCUACUGGCGGUGUUAAGAAACCUCAUCGUUACAGGCCUGGUACCGUUGCUCUUCGUGAGAUCAGACGUUACCAAAAAUCCACUGAACUUCUCAUCAGGAAGCUCCCUUUCCAGAGACUUGUCCGUGAAAUCGCUCAGGACUUCAAGACCGAUCUUCGUUUCCAGAGUUCUGCCGUGAUGGCUCUCCAAGAGGCUAGCGAAGCUUACUUGGUUGGUCUUUUCGAGGAUACCAACUUGUGUGCUAUCCACGCUAAGAGAGUGACCAUCAUGCCCAAGGACAUCCAGCUUGCUCGUCGUAUUCGUGGCGAGAGGGCUUAAGUCGCUGUUGCUUUGUCAGUAUCUUAAAUGGCCCUUUUUAGGGCCGCUAUAUUAUAUUCUAAGUAUUCUCUUUCGAUCGCUGAUAUGCUACACGUUUAUGUUUAUUCAAUUUAUUUUUGGUCAAAAUCCUCGCUCGUUAGCGAAAACAAAUACAAAAUCACAAGCCCGUAGGUAAAUACAGUAACACCAAUUAAAUUUGAAUCAUACAUUCACCCUUACGGGAGACUUUCAGCAGUUAUAUAACUCUGACUGGCUACUACGUACUCUCAGAAAAGUGGUGCAAAUAUUGAUAGAAAAGGUAAGACAACAAAAGAAAGAAAGAGACCUCGAAAUUAUGUAAAUAGAGGAAUUUAUCUGUAUUACUGUACACUAAGCUACCUCUAAAGGCCUGAAAUUCG